This is a messenger RNA of Ictalurus punctatus (channel catfish), 2049 nucleotides long. RefSeq names its product chondrolectin (gene chodl). Lineage: Eukaryota; Metazoa; Chordata; Actinopteri; Siluriformes; Ictaluridae. Gene Ontology annotation, biological process: positive regulation of axonogenesis. The transcript has 7 exons. The record is from RefSeq and is a predicted model, not a curated record. Gene Ontology annotation, cellular component: cytoplasm. The coding region runs from base 187 to 1071 and encodes 294 amino acids.
UGACGCGCGCGCUCGUGUCCCCAUCAUCUCUCUCUCUCUCUCUCUCUCUCUCUCUCUCUCUCUCUUAGAGAGCUCCAUGAAAAAUCAAAAGUGACAACCGUGAGUGCCACUGAACGCCAGGAGUGAUUAACACAGAGCACUUCCGCGUCGGCGCUCGACUUUGAAGCAAACCGUUAAACCGAGAGGAUGCGCGCGGAAUCCACGGCGCUCGGGAUCCUUUACGGUUUGACUGUUUGGGUCGCGAGCUGCCGCGGUGCCCGAGUAGUGAGCGGGCAGACAGUGUGUCAUGGCGGUCCUGAGAAGCCAUGCUAUAAAAUCGCGUACUUCAGCGACGUGUCGAGCCGCGUGGCCUUCUGGGAAGCUCAGCAAGUGUGUGAGGUGGACGGUGGCUCGCUCCUGAGCGUGGAGAACUUCACUGAACAACGGCACAUCGAGCAGCUUCUGCAGAAUCUCAGUAGGACCAGUUCAGGUCCGGGUAUUGCCGAUGGAGAUUUCUGGAUCGGUCUGACUCGUAUAGACAGAGGGAGUCCAGGGGAAUACGCGAGCUACGCUUCCUGCCCAGAUCUGUACAGCUGGAUGGACGGAAGCGUAUCUCAGUUCAGGAACUGGUACUUCGACGAGCCGUCCUGCGGAGCGGAGGCGUGCGUAGUGAUGUACCAUCAGCCCACUGCUCCGGCUGGUCUAGGAGGAUCGUACCUUUAUCAGUGGAACGAUGACAGGUGCAGCAUGAAGCAUAAUUUCAUCUGCAAGUACGAGCCAGAGAGCCACCUGGUGAAGGAGCAUGGAGACAGGCCUGUGAGUCGUGAUGCAGCAGAACAUGAAGAAGAGACGAAAACUCCUGAUGUCUAUGAGGAGGAAAGCCUUCAUGUCACCGUGGCAGGACACUCAAGUAUGCUGCUGAUUUAUGUGAUCAUCCCGACCAUUCCUCUGCUCCUGCUCAUCCUCGUGGCCUCGGGGACGUGCUGCGUCCAGAUGCUAAGCAAGAGAAGACCACAGACGAAAACGAGAGUGGACCAGUCAACACUCUGGAUCUCCAAGACGCCAAAAUCAGACAGCGCAAUGGAGGUGUAAAAUACAAACUACGUUCCACGGUUUACGCGAACACUACAUCGUCUACAUACUUGUACGUGGUCUUCUAACACAAAUCUCAGUGUUAACGUUGUGACACACUCGACUCUUUUCUAUGACGGCUUUUGCUGCUAUGCCCUGAAACGAAUCACGCCAAUUAUUUCAUUAAUCUAGGUUUCCUCUUCGCCUAACAAGCCAAAUCCGUAAUCAUGCCUUCAUUCCUGCGUAUCCUCUCUCAUCCUGCUCUCUGUUUCCUUCCUUCCCUCCCUCCUUCCCUCCCUCCCUCACAGAGAGCCAUCAGAAAGCGCACUCGUUUGCAGAAGGAAAUCUUCAGCUAAUUGGCAGCAAACACUGAGAGCAAUUCAAUUACUGUAAUUAAGACGGGUGAAAGCCGUUACAGGAUCCACAUAAAGAGAUUAGUUUAAAGUGGCGGCUAGAACGAAAUAGAGUCGUGCCAGCUCGAAAAUACCUCCGUGUCAGCAAAAAAAUAAGGCAGAUUAAAACUGCUUAUAGAUUAGCUUUGGAGUUUUAUUUUUCAGGGGCUUGUCAACUAUAAAUAUCAAAUCCCAAGUUUUAAAUUUUGAGUUCAGAGUUAAUGUGUUUCAAUAUUAAACAGUAGCAAUUAAUCGUAGUAUAUUAAGUGAGACACAAACACAAGAGGGUGUGCUGUUCUAGGAAAAUAAUCAACUGUAGUGAUGUGUGAUGGCACCCAACGCUGUUAGCCUCUACAUAGUCGAUUGUUUUCCAAUAACAGCAUGUCGCGAAGUGUUUUAUUCCUGUUAUACCAUAGCAAUUUGUCAACAAUUAUGAUUGUUUUGUUUAUUAAAGAACAACAUGUUGUACUAUAUAUCUACAGCACUCAUUGUUACAUUUAUCAAUUGAGUUAGCGCAAAACGAGUUAGCUCCUGUUCUAUCUUAGAUUACAGAAGCUAUAAACAGUCGUUCCUUCGCCAGUGUCUCUUUUUUUAUGUCUUUUUUUUU